CCUUUAUAUUAUAAGUAAUAAAUCAAGAUAUUGUAUUUUAAUGCCUGGUAGUCUAUUUCUUCUUCCUUAAAAAGCCUUUUAAGUCAGUAUUAAAAAAAUAAGUUAACAUUAUAUAUUUGGCAAAUUGCCAUGAACUUCCGGUGGAAGAUAAAGACACACGCGGAUCUAUCGAGAAAAGAACGCGAAUAAUUAUAAAAAUAACUAAAAAGCAAGACUUAUUUAUUAGUUUUACAUUGUCUGGUUUUUUAAUAAUGUCCAAUAACGGUGCUCCAGACUCAUGGGAAAGUCAAGCGGACGUUAUAGGUGAACAAGGUGCAAAAGAUCCCGAUGAUAUGUCCACAAAAUUUUCCACGUUGAAUGUAAAUGCUGUGGAAUUCGUGCCUUCUUUUUGUAUGUCUUCACAAGGUAAUGACAGUGACGAUUCCCCUACUUCGCCACAAAAAUCUGAAAGCGGAUCUUCUAACUCUACAGAGAGUCCCGUGUUAAACGGAUGUGGUGAUGGUGGUGAAAGUGCUGAUGGUAGAGCAGCAUCUGCAUCACCUCGAGUGGAAGAACCGCCUCCCGAGCCGCCAGCUGCUGAGGAAGAUGCUUCACUGGCUGUCCCUUCUGAUGCUUCCCCUACAGCAGACAGCUGGGAGGCUGAAGCUGAUGAUGCCCUACUUACUCCAGAAGAGGGUAAUGAUGCUGAGGAAGAAGCAGAAGAAACAGAUGCACAGGAGGAUGGAGAAAUAGCGAAGAAAAUCCCUAAGAAGAAACCUGUUAGGGUAGAAGAUACUCGCAGCAAGAAAGAACAUGUAAAUGUUGUAUUCAUUGGUCAUGUUGAUGCUGGAAAAUCGACAAUUGGUGGCCAAAUUAUGUCACUAACGGGAAUGGUUGAUAAAAGAACUUUAGAGAAAUAUGAACGAGAGGCAAGAGAGAAAUCAAGGGAAUCAUGGUACCUUUCAUGGGCUCUUGACACAAAUCAAGAAGAACGGGACAAGGGAAAAACUGUGGAAGUUGGCAGGGCAUACUUUGAGACUGAUAAGAAGCAUUUCACUAUACUUGAUGCUCCUGGGCACAAGAGUUUUGUACCUAAUAUGAUUGGUGGCGCGGCGCAGGCCGAUUUAGCUGUACUCGUAAUAUCUGCAAGAAAAGGUGAAUUUGAAACGGGAUUCGAUAGAGGUGGACAAACCCGAGAGCAUGCAAUGUUAGCAAAGACUGCCGGCGUAAAGCAUUUAGUUGCACUUGUUAACAAAAUGGAUGACCCCACAGUCAAUUGGGAUGAAAAGAGAUAUAAUGAAUGCAGAGAUAAAAUCCUUCCAUACCUUAAAAAACUGGGUUUCAAUCCAGCUAAAGACUUAUCUUUCUUGCCUGUAUCUGGACAAACUGGACAAGGUUUAUUGGAAAGAGUAACUGAAGAAAUCUGUCCCUGGUACCGUGGUUCAUCCUUUAUUCAACUAAUCGAUGAGAUGCCGUCGCUCAACCGCAAGAUGGACGGGCCAUUCAUAAUGCCCGUCGUGGACAAAUACAAGGACAUGGGCACUGUGCUCAUGGGCAAGGUGGAGGCCGGAACUACGCGCAAAGGCAGCACCUUAUUUCUUAUGCCUAAUCGAGUCCAAGUGACUGUAGAUCAGCUAUGGUCGGACGAUAUUGAAGUGACUUCUAUCGGUCCUGGCGAGAAUGUGAAAGUGAAACUCAAAGGAAUUGAAGAAGAGGAUGUUUCCCCUGGUUUCGUACUUUGCGACACGGGUGACCCAAUCACAACUGGCAGGGUAUUUGAUGCUCAAGUUGUUAUAUUGGAGCAUAAGUCCAUUAUUUGUGCCGGAUACUCUGCUGUUAUGCACAUACAUUGUGCGGCAGAAGAAGUUACUGUAAAGGCAUUAAUCUGUUUGGUAGACAAGAAGACUGGAGAUAAAUCUAAAACGCGACCGCGGUUUGUGAAGCAAGAUCAGGUAGCCAUAAUGAGGAUAGAGUGUGCAGGAAUUAUCUGCCUUGAACCUUUCAAGAAGUUCGCUCAAAUGGGCAGGUUCACAUUAAGAGAUGAAAAUAAAACUAUCGCGAUCGGCAAAGUCCUGAAAGUAAUUGAGUAAAUUUGGCACUAUUGACUCAUAAAUUAGUUAGGAUAGGCCUUUCCAAAACUUGUAUCAUCAGAGAAUGCAUGUAUGUAAUUCUGAAUUUUGGGAUCUUAUGUGAGAGCUCGAGUGUGUUGCUUCAUCGUCGGUGUUUGUUGAAUUAUAGAGAAGCUAGUCCUCAUGGAAUAUUUACUGUUUUAUUACAGCUGUGUUAUUUACAGCCACUGCCAUUGUGCAAAAUCACACAUUUACAGCAAACAACUUUGAGUAAGAGACCUUGGAAAGAUUUAUUAUGAAUGAAAUAUAUCAUAAUUUGCUAUAGCUUUUGACUAUAGGCAAAAAUAGACUGAAGGCUCGUGUACCAGAAUUUGUAUAUAAUCAUAUGGCCCUCAUUGUCUAGGCCCGUAAGUGUUCCGUAAUCCGUCUGGUAAAAUUAGCUUUAGUACAAAAAUUGUACUAAAGCUAAUUUUACUCGACAGUAGCAACAUGUUUACGGGCCUGGACAUUGGCUCUCCUGAUGAUUUACGUCGCUGCUUAGCGACCAAUUCUUGAUGUCACCCACAAUAGACUGAAAGCUGAUGGGUCUGGACCAAAUUUACUUAACAGUUACUGUUUGCAUAACCCGAAAGUAAUCAAUAUAUUGGUUUAGAAAUAAGAGGGUAUGUAUUUACUUUUUAUCCACUGGGAAGAAUCAGACUGAGCCAUAGUGAACAUGUCUGAGGAUAGCUAGAUGAAUCAAUGCUAAUAAUGGUUUUGUCUGUUUAAAGUAUAAAUAAAAUUAAUAUUGCUUGCUUGAUUUGAUAAUCGUAAUUGAUAUCCCAGUGUGGAUUCAUUUACAUAUAGUUACUCAGGCGUUUGACGACUAUGAUGCCAGAAUCAUGAGGUCUUGGUUUGAUAUACCUGAAUACUGUGGCUUACAGGAACAAUUUCUUUUUUAUGUAUUUCAUUCAUAGGAAUCUUUCACAAACUUCUCUUAAGACUAAUGCAAUAAUUUAGUGCUUUCUCUUUAAAAUUAAGUAUAGAAACAAGUUACGCUAGCAACGUUGAAUACUGUCAUAUGUGUUAUAUUAUUGUAGUAACAUACUGCAAUACCUAGUACUGUCUGAAAUGUUUGUUCUAAACUCAAGUCGUGUUAUGGACUUGUAAAGUUUGUACAACUACUCAUUAAAUUGAUAUGUUAUAUAAAUUAAAGCAAUGUGAUUUGUUGAUCCUUUGCACUUGAUAUUGUGUAAACUUUAAAAUAAAUAGUUAUGUUUUGAACAACAUAAACUGUUUAGUAUUAUUUAUUUGUUUAAUUUUUUUUUAUAAAAAAUAAAUAUAUAAUAUGUUUGUUUAGAAAAAGUGAUACUUAAUUUAAAGCGAGACACCCUAUAACAGAAGUUGAGCGUUGCUAUCGCAUAGAUAAUUCUUUUCCUCACUCUACAAAAUAUAAAUUUUAUUUAUUUGUAAAAAAUAUAUUAUAAUAUUGUGUCUGAAUGUCAAUGGUAGAUGUUCUAGGUGCUCUUAUUUCAUGUCACUGCACAACUCCACAACAAUGCUUUACAUAUAAAAUAAUAUUUUUGUACAUUUGCACAUUAUCAUGUAAUAUAACCUUUAGCAUUGAAAGGUGGAAUUUGAUAGUGAAUUGGUGCCAUGAUUUUCGAGGAAGUUAAUAAUGGAAAAUGAUGUUUAUUUAAUGGUGCUCCUAAACACAAAAAAGUCUAUAAAACAUUGAACAACGUUCGGAUGUUUUUUAUGUACAAAUAAUACGAUUUAAAGUAUUAUACUGAUGUAAGAGUGAUUACAAAAUGCAAUGUUUAUAACGAAGUUUUACCUCUAUGUAGAAGGGCACCAAAAUAUUAAAUCGGGCAAUAUAAUGCAACUGAAAUGGGGUGAGCGUGAUAAGAGCACUAUGAAACAUUAAAUUCCUUUCGGGGUUAUACUGUACCUUUUAUGACAGUUGCCAUUCUAUCACGUACCAAAGCGAUCAUGUUGACAGCCGCGAUGGUGUGGGAUGGACGGUCAAAGGUUGUGUUUGGAUAGCAAAUGUCGUCAAAUGUACCGAAUCAGACCCCUGAUACUAAUAAGAUGGUAAGGUGGAUGAAGCUCUCAUGUAUUGUUGUUAGGAUGAUCAUCUCAUAGCCUUACACAGUCAGUAAACAUAAACGCCUUAUCAUAUUUAUUACCUCGCUAUAAUAAUAAUUUGACAACAUGAGCUGUGCUCAAUAAAGUGGCAUGUUGCUAUGAUCAUCCUGAUAAUAUUAUAGUGAAACAUAUAUUUUCACAUAUUAUGAAUUAUUAGUAAUUAUAUUACUGGCCCCAUAUUUUUAAUCCAACAUUGUUUUAUUUCAUAUAAUUUGCUAUAAAUAUUAACAUCAAAGUUUUAAUGAAGAACAUUCAUGUAAAUCCAAACUAACAAUUAUGUAUUUUAAUUGAUAAUAUUACUUGCAAUAUUUUUAUAAAAUUAUGGUAAUAGAUAAUAAUUUAUUGCUGUGAUUAACGACCAAGACACGGGCAAAGCUCUAUCAAAGUGUUUCUAUUGCGGCGUACACAUCCAAUAGUUUCAAUUAGAGUCUUGAGCUCAUGUCACAUUAGCCGAUUGAUGUGAUUGCAUCGUUUUAAACCUUAUUUUAUUAGAGUUUUGAGUACACGAAGUACACCUACAUCAAGCAGGCCAUACGGCAUGUAUAUGGAAAAUAAAUUACAUCGACUCAGCCUAUGUCGCAAUAAUGGAGUAUGAAUAAAUAAAUACCUGCUUAUUAGUAUAAUCAGUUUUUUACGACCGAGGCGAAAACAUGUUACUGUCAAUAUUUUGUGUAUAUCAGUGGAUAAAACGUGAGACGAACGUAGUCCCCCGUCUCGGUUCACCUCUUGCUAUAGAUUAUUUAUCGACGAUGCUUGUAGUGAGGGAGUAGGACGCGGAUUCAGAACCCGUGUCGGUAGUGCCUUUAUGUUUCCGCGCGGGGGCCGCGUCCGUCUCGCGCCCCUCUUUGCCGAACGACAGCUUUUCGGUUGUCUGCAAGUAUAUUAUUUUGUUUAAAAUAAAAGAAAAUUUUAUUAUAA
This is a messenger RNA of Pararge aegeria (speckled wood butterfly), 5093 nucleotides long. It is a transcript of the gene eRF3, whose product is annotated as eukaryotic peptide chain release factor GTP-binding subunit ERF3A. Gene Ontology annotation, molecular function: GTPase activity; GTP binding; translation release factor activity. The record is from RefSeq and is a predicted model, not a curated record. Gene Ontology annotation, cellular component: translation release factor complex. The transcript is spliced from 12 exons. Gene Ontology annotation, biological process: translation. Lineage: Eukaryota; Metazoa; Arthropoda; Insecta; Lepidoptera; Nymphalidae. Bases 252 to 2069 code for a protein of 605 amino acids.